AUGGGCUGUAAAACAGCCUCUCCUUACAAACUAAUACAAGCUCACAUGUAUAAGCAAAUAUUUUCCACUGUUAAAAGGAAUCAAUACACGACAAUUGUUUUGCAGCUGGGGAACAAUGUCACUGGAAUCGCUCCCGGUAAUAAACUUCACCCAGUGCGACCCUUCGACCAAAAUGUGAAUGUGUUUGCCGAAACACUCAGCAAAUGGGAUAUGCAGAAUGAUGAUCUCGCGAUCGCUAAUCGAAUUGUUCGCAGAUUCAAGAAUCAGCAGCGUCACUUUAUCCACUUCUCUAAGUUAUGCCACUUGACACGACUUCUUCGAAAAGCGGGUUCUGGUCGCAGCAACUUUUGCCUGAAUUACGUGAUCCGCGGCUUGGAGGCUACGGAGAUGAAUCAAUGUUUUAGUCGCAAUUGUAUAGACUUCUUUCUCCUUGCACUCAACUCCUGGCAAAGUGAGAUUUGCAUAAUUCGGGCUUUGUGCAUGAGUUGUUGGAGACACAGCGAACGGCAAAUGUUGACUGGACAUUUCGUUAAACUAGCAACUCUCAUAAUGAUUGUCCUUGCGCGGAUCCUUAUUUUGGCAGAAAAGUCUAUUUUGUCAUCCGUAGAAGUCUACAGUUCAAUUUAUGCUAUACGCAGUCAAGUUCCAAAUGUAGGCGUGGCUAUGGACUGCCUGAGUCGUCUUCCUAAAAAGCUGGAAUUUGAAUCUGUAAUUCCGCUAAAUGAAAGGUGUAUCGCUUUCUUAAACCUACCGUGCGCAAGCUCCCAGACCGGAACCUCCGUUACAGCACCAAAGAACUGUUCCGUAGAGUCUACGCUGUACCGUAGGAAGUCCCAUGAGUUGAAGUUUGUUUCAAUAGGAAGUACUGAUAAACUGACUGGCCAAACACCGAUUGUGUCAAAAGAAUUCCCAAAAGGAGAGGAGAGAACUGCUGAAGCUUCUCCGAAAGUCAAAGGGCAAGCCUUCGAAGAGCUUGAACUUUCUAGAAAUGUUAUUCAAAUAGAUAUUUGCCACUCUAAAUGGACUUCGCUCCGUACGUACUAUUCGAUGAACUCUACUCCAAUUUCGACUCCUUCAGUCAAAUUGUCCAGGCCAAAGGACUCACUGAUUUCAGCCUAUGAAGCAAGGGACGAUAUUGUGGAGAUACUCUCCCCGGGAAAGCUGGAUGAUUUGCCCUGCAUUUUGGUUGACGUCUCUUUGCUUUCUGGGGAUUUCAAACGCAGCCUCACUGUGGAUGCCGGCCUGAAGAGACUGGUCCAAUUCAUCGGGAGCCUGCUGCUGUCACCCAACAGUAGAAAGAACUGGAGCCUUCGCGCUCUAACGCACACAUUCAUGGAUGGUGUGGACAUGAGGUCCUACGGCGAAGUCGUGCGAAUCACCCGUCCAUAUGCGCAGGCUAUCAACUUCUAG
This is a messenger RNA of Echinococcus granulosus, 1410 nucleotides long. RefSeq lists its product as hypothetical. The coding region runs from base 1 to 1410 and encodes 469 amino acids. Lineage: Eukaryota; Metazoa; Platyhelminthes; Cestoda; Cyclophyllidea; Taeniidae. The record is from RefSeq and is a predicted model, not a curated record. The transcript is spliced from 10 exons.